AUGGCAGAUUCUCAGGAAAAUACUUACACCCUCUUUUGCGUGCUCAAGGAUAACCCACAUUCUUCGUUUUCUGUUAAACCUCCACCCUCAGCAACAGUAGACGAUGUGAAAGUGGCCAUUAUGCCGGGGGCUACGCCUCGCACUCGGAUUACAGUCACGUUGUAUUCCACCAAACUUCCUGAUGAUUCUAGUUUGGCAGAGAAUGUGCGAAUAGCAAUAUCAAAGAACCCACAGCCACUCCGGUCCUCAACAAAGUUGUAUCAAAUCUACUCGUCCCCUCCUCCGGAAGAGACGGUGCACAUCAUUGUUGAACUCCCUUCAGGUAGGCAGCUCGUCAAAGUGGUCGCAUUUUAUUGGUGGCUGACCGAUUUAUUCCUCUUUUUGUACCAACGUCACGCGACUCCUCUGGCUCGUCCGGUAAGUCAACCCACGUUGAAAAUAAUGCCGGUCAGUCCAGUUCGACACUAG
Molecule: messenger RNA, 468 nt
Organism: Acaulospora colombiana
Lineage: Eukaryota; Fungi; Glomeromycota; Glomeromycetes; Diversisporales; Acaulosporaceae
Source: the annotation of a GenBank genome assembly